Messenger RNA from Cryptomeria japonica (Japanese cedar), 2328 nucleotides. RefSeq lists its product as uncharacterized. Lineage: Eukaryota; Viridiplantae; Streptophyta; Pinopsida; Cupressales; Cupressaceae. The transcript is spliced from 3 exons. The coding region runs from base 1 to 1329 and encodes 442 amino acids. The record is from RefSeq and is a predicted model, not a curated record.
AUGGGUUGCUUGAGAGAUUUCAAAAGAAGUUCGCUGGCUGGAAAGGGAACCUUCCUAGCUUGGCAAGCAAGAUACAACUUGUUAUUCAAGAUACCUGGGGUGAUUGCUAAAACAAUUGAAAGGAUCCAAAGGAGGUUCCUAUGUUCAGAAAAUGUGGAAGAGCCAAGCCAUGCAUCAUUAUAUGACACUGAAAAUAAGGUGGUUAAAUCAUGGACUGUAGCUUUUGCUUUCAAGGCACAGUACAAGUUAGUCACUACAGCUUUUGUUCCAGCAAUCGGAAGUGUUGUGACGAUUUGUGUUGCACUGAUGGGCGCGAAAGUGAGACGGCUUUGGCAUCAUGGUAAUAACGUGGGCUUGACAUUCUAUGUUCAGUGUGCUUUUGUCAUAAUAGGAUGGAUCGUCAUUGUUUACAGAUGGUUUAACAUGUUGUUUUCUCAUCAAUUUUCAACAAAUAAGAUGCUUUCUGAUGUCAAACGCUUUACAGAUCGCUCAUUUACAGUGCUCUCUAUUUCUAUCAUAAAUGUAUUCGAGCGUAUACCCUUCCCUAUUGUAAGAGCAGUAGUGACUAUAGCACAUAUUGUCAGUAAGGUAUUAGUGUCAGUUUAUCACAUAAGCUACUUUUGUUGGGGUUUGUCGGCUUGUUUGGUCUCUCUUUGGGAUUGUCUGGUGAAGCUAAAUGAGAGGAAAAAUGAGGGGUUGGCAGCGACAGAUAAGGGUGGAGAAGAGCAGUCUGAUAAAAUUUUGAGGCAAAUGGUGGUAAGUCGAACGAUAAAAUAUGAUCGUGAGAAGAAACUUAAUGUAACAUCUUAUGAGCCAAUAGAGGGUCUCAUGAAAAGAGCUUAUAAAACAUCCUAUGAGCCAAUAAAGGAUCGCUUGAAAAAAGCUGAAGAAGAAAUAGGGAACUGCACAGAAUUGCAGAGAGCAAUCAAGAGUAGCAAGAACGUCGCAAGGUUUGAAAACAAGCGGCUGUGGAAGAUGAGAGCAGUGGCUAUAAUCGAGAUCAUGGUGUUGUUAAGAAAGAAUGGUUGUGAAAUGGAUAUUGUGGAUAGUAAAAUUAAAGCAUAUAAGCAAGCUGUGGAUCUGCUGGAAUUUCUUGACUGCCCCGAGAAUUUAACCAUUGACUAUAUGAAUCUAUUUGGGACGUGCAACUUUGGAGCAGCUGCGGCAAGUUUAGCGGCUGACUACUACAUGCUUAAGAUAAAAAGAUCACCCAAAGUCAAGGAUGAUAAGAUGCUCUCAGAACCCUCCACUGAAAGAUUUAAAGAUGUCCGUCAAACACUUGAGAAGUAUAGAGAAAGUCCAGCAAGCUCCAAUGAAACAACUACAUAAUUAUUUCAAUUUGCGGAAAGGCUUGCUCAAAGAAUUUGGCAAAAUUCAACUUAUCUGGGAAAAAUUCGAAAACUGUCUCGCUUUGAAUGGGGCAGACAAUGAUAGUAUUGCUCUGUUAUGGGAGUUCUGUAAUUGGCUGCGGUUCUAGACUGUGGGCGAAUGGCUGGCUGGACGACUCUUGCCUGUGGCUAAAUGGAUGUGGGGAUGCCUCUCCUCUGUGGCUAAAUGACUGUGGGGAUGCCUCUCGUCUGUGGCUAAACGGCUGUGGGGGUGGCUCUCGCCUGUGGCUAAAUGGUUGUGGGGGUGGCUCUCGCCUGUGGCUAAAUGUGAAACCGACCUUGUGCUUAUCUGAAUGCUUAUGCAAUACCCAUUACGGAUCAAUCAAAAACCCUCUGCUUGCAGGAUGUUUCCAGUUAUAUCUUAGAGCCUGAGCCUAAAAGUAUGUAUGAAUUGAAAGAGAGGGUAAUUGUGUGCUUCGAUGAUCUUCUUGCUAGCUGUGUCCAAGCAAUACCCGAAGUGUUGGUAGAAUACUCCAACCAGUGGGCCAGAGAAUUAGAGGAAGAGAAGAUAAGUAAAGCGCUUGAGGUAGCAGCAAAGGUUACCCAACUGAAGAAAAUGAUCGACCAAACAGAAAAGGAUGAAAGGAAUAGUGAAGAUAUUGAGGUGAAGACAGGGUAAAACUGACGAAGAGGGUGCAGCAAAACCUACUCAAGCUGAAAGGGAUUAUGAUAGUAAACCUGAAAUUCAGAUCAAGGAGGAGGGUCAAAGAUUCCGAGGAUCGACUUGUGCUCAACGAAUGUGUCAAGGUGCAGAUUUAUCAGUUUUCCAUGAUUGAACUGAGAUAUAGUAAGUGUUAUUUCCAUUUAAGAUUAGUAUGGGUCAUGUCAAGUCAAGAUAAAGUCUUAUAGUCCAAGUCAAGUUAUUGCUCAAAUUACAAGUCAUUGGUAUAGCAUGCGAAGUCUGUAUUGUCUACACCUAGAAUUUGAUGGUCACUCUUAU